Linum trigynum is the source of this 5136-nucleotide messenger RNA. Lineage: Eukaryota; Viridiplantae; Streptophyta; Magnoliopsida; Malpighiales; Linaceae. The record is from the annotation of a GenBank genome assembly.
UUCCCCAAUUUGAAUGAACUAGCUAGCUAGCAUUGAAAGUUACCUAUAUGUCAUUUGAGAUGAAGCAAUCAUAGAUUAAGACCCAAGGCCUAACAUGAGUAGUUAAGUUGUUUACACCCGUUAGGAGGACCUAAUUAACCGAUUUGCAAGCAAAAACAAUUACAAGCAGCCGGCCAACUUGGAAAAAAUAUCCAUCGACUUAAUUGGGAUAUUAUUAUGAAGAGCCAUGUAAAAAGAAGACAAAUUCAUCCAGAAAAAUAUAUGAUGGGUUUGAUAUGAAUGCAAUUAAAUAGAGGAGAAGAAUAUAUAUAUAUACGUUGAGUUGCUGUGUAAACAAAAACAAAACAAAACAAAACCCAGCCUCCAAGUCCGUUUGUGCUUGCUUCCGAAUCAAUCUUUUGUCCGCACAAAGACUUUUGACGGUGCUUGGCUUUCCCACCCAUAAUAACUAUAUAUAGUGUAUGUGCAUCACUAUCAGAAUCGGUAUUAUUAUUUGAUUCUUGCUCUCAAUUAAGUUCCACCUGCGUAUUGGAUUGGAGCAACAAAGAUUAAAGAAAUUAAAAUGUUAUGGGUACUUCUCAGAUUUGUUUCAUUAGUCGGUCAUUCGAUAUACAAUAAAAUAUAUGUAAGAGGAGGUACUCUAAUAAUUAAGUCAAUUAACAAUUUUUCUAGAAAGAUAAAAGGUAGUGAAUUCAUUUUUUAUGUUCUGUAUAGAAAUUAUAUAUCUCCCAACACUUGUAGAUGGUCUCGUAAUAUUUAAGGAGCGAUUAAUCUUGUAAUUCGACACAUUGAAUUAGGCCAAAAGGAUUGAUGGAAUAGUUCUUGUGAGGAUGUGACCUGCCAGCUUGACUCAACAAACAUGAGCAAUAUAAUUGGAUUAAGAGAUGAGUAAUGAAUAUCGACACGAAUCAAAUUAGAUGACAAUCCAAUAAUACGAACAUAAAUAUUUGAAUUGAAAGUGUGUGUAGGAAACUAAAUAGAUUAUCCAUAUUAAUUAGAUCCGAAAUCAUAUUCUUGGUCGGCCCAUAUUUAUAUAUAAACUAACGGAUAAAUACUCGUCAUUUGGUGUCUAUACUUUCAUUCUUGUACACACAAAAUAGGGAGCAUGGCCUAAUUAUAUAUAUAUAUAUAUAUACCAUUUCUAUGCUUGACUACAAGAGUAGUACUAGCUAACUACUUCAGGAUUCACAUGAACCACCAAAUAAUAAUUCUUUAGCAUAAAACCAUUGACUUCCUACAUUUCAACAUUUGAAACCAAUGAAUUUGAAAACCGAUAAACUACUACGUACUAUAUAUACAUCUCUCUCUAUAUAGAUUGACAAUUUGCCACAUAUUUUCCCGUCAAAUGGUGACGUGAUCACGUAGCCAAAAAAAUAUAUUCGAGAUCAUAGAUUAUAGUUUAAUACCAAGUCUCAACCAAGGAGUGGAAAAUAUGGAACUAUAUAUUAUUAUGAUAGCCUGAUAGAUAGGACCAAACUUGCUUAGCUAAUGGUGGUGCUACUAUAUACGACGAUGUCAUUUUGUCGUCGCAAAAGAGAUUUUUAAGUUUUCCUAAUUUGUUGAUUAGAAAUGCAUAGAGAGCAGGCAGUUAGUCUACUUGCCUCAAUGUGGACACGGGAACGGCUGCAGCAGUGACACACACAUAUAUAUAUAUAUAUAUAUAUAUAUAUAUAUAUAUGAGGGAUUUGGUGAAGGCAGUAAUCAAUUAUUGUUUUUUAUGUAUUGAUUCUUUGACCCACAUAUGAAGCUCUCAAUCACAACUUUGAACCAAAUAAAAAGACCUUAAUGAUCACCAUAUAUAUGUUUGGUUUGGUAAUGGUUGGUCUACCAAAUAUAUACACUAUACAGCUCAAAUAGCUAGGCUACUUCCCCCACUUAGAUAUUUGCCCCUCGUGUUUAUGUCAUCUCAUGUUCCUAUAUCAUAAUCCAAUAGCUAAUUAACCCUCUAGUAACUUGUUAGGGCUCCCCUACAGCUUCACCAAAGAACUCUCCGCAACAUUGUUCCUUUGUUCUAGGGUAAUGACUAUUUAUUAGUCAAAUCUUUUUCGGAUUCUUUUUAUUAGUCAAACCUAUCGAAAUAUUAAGAAUUAGUCAAAUGUUAACUUUCUUUUAAUAAUAUUGACUUGACAACAUAAUACCGACUUGGAAGAGACACAUGAAGGUGAACAUUCCAAAAAAUUUGUAUGUUAAGUUUUUAACUAAGAAAAGAGUUACUAAAUUAUUAACGAUAACAUAAAAAUGGCUAAUAUUUUGUUGUAUUUCAAAAGAUUUGGCUAAUUAAUAGCAUUUUAAUAAGUUUGACUAAUAAAAAAGAAUCUAAAAAGGUUUAGCUAAUAAAUAGUCAUUACCCUUGUUUCUAUCACAAAAACAAAACCAACCACCAGAGGAAAAGUGAGAGCAUCUGGUUGAUGGAAUCCAAUCUAAAAUCAUGAUCGAUGUUAGUAAAUGAUUUAAGAUCCAUUCGUGAAUCCUUCCAAGAAUUUGAGUUAUUAAAGUGAUCAAUGGAUUCUUAACAUGAUAUUAGAGUCAGAGAUGACAUAGAGGUUGUGUGUUUGAAUCUCGGCAAUUCCUUUUGUUAAGCACAUUGUAUUUGGACCUAUGUAAACUUAAAGCUCAUAUGAGUUGGAUUUCGUUUAAGGGGGUGUGUCCGUAUAUGGUAUAAGAUCCAUAAUUAAAUAAAGGGAUAAUACCACUACAACACCCGAACUAUCGAAAAAAUGACACUUGUGUCCUAUUGUAUCAAAUAUUUCAUUCAUGUCAUGAACUAUUAUAUUUUGUGUCAUUUGUAUCCUGCCAAUUUCGUUGACAAUUAAAGAUAACAGUUGAACAAAUGGCGGUCAACUUAACAUUGACUUUUGCUAACAUGGCAAUGCCAAGUCAUUGACACCUCACAUUUUUAAUUUAAAUUAAAUAAAACUUUGAAAAUAAAUAAUUGAAAAAACUUUAAAUUCAAGAAUAUUACUAAAUAAUAUUCUAAAACCCCAAACGUCGAUUGUCUCUCUCCUCUUUGCUUAGUGCUUUCCCGUCAACUCCUACCGCCCUUCGUCGCUGCUCUUUCCAACGUCUCAAACUUCCAUCGUCGUUCGUGACCCAGCUUUAUGGCCAAUCAUCAAUUUCUCCUAUACGGCCACCCAUAGACGGCUCUCUUGCACCAUUGCAUUUUCUUCAAGCCACUCAAAGAAGAUUGAUGUGGCGGAUCUUUGAAGGAGCACUUGGGGAUGUCAGAUCCAGCGCAGCGACGUCGUGUUUCUCCGACCUAGUUUCUCAUCGCGAUGGAAACUAGGUCAAUUCAAAUUGAGUUCCUAACUGGCCACCGGCGUCUUUCGCCCAAAUCCAACUCGAAAUCCCAACUGCCACUGCCAUCUUUCACCCAAUCGCCUAAGUUCGACCCCAUUGCCUUCUUCGUCGCACCGUCGCUGCCUUCUUCCUCCGCAACGUCGGCGACACCAUCACAUUUCCUCUAUCUCCAAUUGAAAUCCCACCCCAUCGACUGAACCCUUUGCCGACCUCACAUCGAUUGGCACAAAUAGACUGAAAACCAUUCCUCGUUGCACCAUUGCUGCCCUCUUCUUCAUUCGCAACGCCGGCGAUACAUCACCUUUCCUCUACCUCCAAUCGAAAUCCCACCACAUUGACAAAAACCCAUUUCCGUCCUCACGUCGACGGGCACAAACAGAAAACCUUCUUCGUUGCCUUCCUGGAGAAUGUCAGGCUGAGAUUUGAACUCCAACCCACAUAUUUGAAAUCUGGUGAAGAGAUCUCAAAGCGAACUUUUCCUUCUCCGAAUCCGGCCGAGACUGCAACAAAACGAUGGCGUUCAGAUGGUGGAGGACGCCGAAUCUGAGCAGCGAAUUGAGGUCGUGGAGAAGGAUGGAGAGAGUUCAGGAAGCGAAGUCUUGGUCGCUGAAAGAGUAGCUUGCCGCCGGGGAGGGGAUUUGAAGUCGACAAAAUCUUCAAAUAAGAACUCCUUCCGCCAACUGUGAUGGCGCCUGGCCACGACAAAUCGAAGGGAUUGCGGUGGCCGCAGAGUGGGAGGAUUGUGGUGGUGGCGGAUUGGGACUGGUAAGAGGAAGCGGGGGAGCAAACUCGAGAGGGGAAUUGGGUAGAUGAGAUUAGGAAUUUGUAAUUUUUUAAUUUUUUGCUUUUUUUAAUUGCUAUUUAAUUAUUUAAAAAUAACACGUCAGAUGCCAUGUCAACGCUGACUGGAUUUUCUGUUAAAUACUAACAGUCAACGCCGAUCAACAUUAACGGACUAAUAAUUCAGGACAUAAAUGGAAUAUUGAAAAGAAUAGGACACAAGUGGCAUUUUUGUCAUAAUUCGGGUGUUAUAGUGCUAUUAGCCCUUAAAUAAACAUCUUUUAACAAUUCGAGUCAUGUGUCAUGACACUAUACUAGAAGUAAGCUUCGGUUACCCCACUGAAUUUAGUGUCUUUCAUUCUAUAUUUCUUAUCAUAUAUAAUUAAGUUGAAUUCCCACGGUAUGAUCUCUAGUUGAUUAUUUUAGGUAAACUUACUAUAUAUCAAGAACCAGUUAGUUUAUGUCAAUAACUCGAGACUCGAGUUGUUAGGCGAAGUUCAAUUAUUGAUUAUAUAUCAUUUACUAACACACACUCUGAAACAAAAACCAACUCAUAUAGGGCUUGAAGUUUGCACAUAUCCAGACAUGUAUUGUGCUGAACAUAAUAGAUGAGAGUCAUUGUGUUCAAGCAGAAGACCUCUCGAUCUCAAAAGGCUUUGAUACCCUGUCAAGAACCAGUUGAUCCAAAUAACUAAAAUUAUUGAAAGAAGUUCAAUUAUUAAUCAUAUACCAUUUACUACCACCCUAAAUCCACAUGUAAAAUGGGUUCGUACUACUUACUAUGGAUGAAUAGUCGCCAAUUGAGGUCCUUGUGUGGUUCUUGCAUCGCAUUCAUAUGGUUCACAAGAGUUUCAAAGGACGUGACAGAUUGAAACCAGUUAUAUAUUGAUUCCAUCAAUUUCAAGCAUAUCUACAAAGUGACAAAUCAUAUAUAUUUCCAUACCAAGAUAAUAAGUGAUAGACUGAAUAUCAUAUAUUUAAUAUUGAUGUCGUCAAAUUCGAACACAAAGCAUGUUGAUCACCAAAAAAUGUAAUUCAACAUAAAAACAAAUUAAUCAC